Cicer arietinum (chickpea) is the source of this 765-nucleotide messenger RNA. RefSeq names its product large ribosomal subunit protein P2y-like. Gene Ontology annotation, molecular function: structural constituent of ribosome. The record is from RefSeq and is a predicted model, not a curated record. Gene Ontology annotation, biological process: cytoplasmic translational elongation. NCBI's taxonomy places the organism in Eukaryota, Viridiplantae, Streptophyta, Magnoliopsida, Fabales, Fabaceae. Gene Ontology annotation, cellular component: cytosolic large ribosomal subunit; ribosome.
ACAAGGGUAUAUCUGGAAAUACUGAAAAAUGAAGGCCCAACCCAAGCGCUAAAAAACCCUAAUCAUAUAAAUUCAUAUACUCCCGUUUUCCUGCUCAUCACUCAGAUCAUUGCCGAACGGAAGCAGUCCGAAAUCCAGCAAAUAUGAAGAUCAUCGCGGCGUAUUUGCUGGCCGUUUUGGGCGGUAAAGCAGCCCCUACCUCUGAUGAUAUCAAACACAUCCUCACUUCAGUUGGAAUUGAGGCCGAGGAUGAGAAGAUUGAGUUGCUCUUGGGUGAAGUCAAGGGAAAAGAUUUUGCCGAGCUAAUUGCUAGUGGAAGAGAAAAGUUGUCUUCAGUGCCAUCUGGUGGAGGUGCUGUUGCUGUUUCUGCUGCACCUGGUGGAGGUGCUGCAGCAGCUGCUGCACCUGCUGCUGAAGCCAAGGAAGAAAAGAAGGUUGAAGAAAAAGAAGAAUCUGAUGAUGACAUGGGCUUCAGUUUGUUCGACUAAAAGGUCUGAUCUUUUUGCCGGAAAAUUUGCAAUUCCUGUUAGAGUUGUAGUUGAAACACAACAUUUUGUUAAUUUUGAGUUAUUACUUGUAUUAGGUUCUGUUGGAUUUUCCUUUUCAAUUGAGACAUUUUAGUAGUGUCAAGUGUCUGAUAUAAUUUGAUUUGCUUGACCUAUUGUUAAAUUUUAUUUUAUUUUAUUUUAUGCUUUAUAUUGUUGCUGGUACCUUGAUAACCAAGAAAUUUAUUAUUGAAAUUCUAUGCAUUAACUGAUGCCUAAA